Molecule: messenger RNA, 1089 nt
Organism: Dendronephthya gigantea
Lineage: Eukaryota; Metazoa; Cnidaria; Anthozoa; Malacalcyonacea; Nephtheidae
Product: intestine-specific homeobox-like
Exons: 4
Coding region: 204-887 (227 amino acids)
Biological process (GO): regulation of transcription by RNA polymerase II
Molecular function (GO): RNA polymerase II transcription regulatory region sequence-specific DNA binding; DNA-binding transcription factor activity, RNA polymerase II-specific
Source: RefSeq, a predicted model, not a curated record
CAUGCAACGUAUAGAUACGGUCAAGUUCCCGAAAAGAUAGAAAUCAGGCUUUAGGAUUUAUCUGCCUUCGAGUUCAGUCAAUGGACUACGUUUUUGCAGACGGUGUUUGUCUACACCAUUGUAAGAUUGAAGCUUUCAUUAAAGCUCUUAUGAACCGAAUACACACAAUGUUGGUCGCUAAUCAUUAGACAGAUACCCUCGCGAUGGCGUCGACUUCUUCAUUCGCAAUUGAGAACUUAUUGAAACCAGAAAAAACGCCCGAAGAUAUUGACGAUAAUUCACAGCCAAAGACAGCAACCUCUUCAUCGAAAGCUCUGCAUUUAGCUGAAAAACUUGCAGAAAUUAUCCUGGAAGCAAAAUGUGGCGUUGGAGUUGAGAAUCCGAAUUACAAACGUCGAACUAGGACGGCCUUUACAUCGCAUCAGUUAAUGACUUUGGAAAACAUUUUCUUGCAAACACAUUAUCCUGAUGUUUGCAUAAGAGAGAGGCUUGCAAGAUAUAUGAACUUGACUGAAUUGAAGAUACAGGUAUGGUUUAAAAAUCGUCGCGCGAAACACAGAAAAGAACAAAAAAGUGGCCAGAAACUAACAUAUGACUCACAACGUUACUAUCACAGUAGAUUACCACGAACAAAUUUGAGUAUGGACAAAUCAUGGACAUCAGAAGCUUUUGUUCUAAACAUGACUCCAGUGUUUGAUAACUAUCCAAAGGAAUCUGUGCUUCCUUACUCAUUUCCAUGCCCUUGUUGUGUUCAGAAACCACACAAUAGCGGAGAUUGGAGGUCAGGACCCUGCAAUAAUUGUUAUGCAGUAAGAAGUUCUCAUGGAUACACUGAUGAUAGCCGACUUUUUUGCCAUCAAAAUUUUAGUCUUUGGGAUGGAAAAUAAAAUACUAAUAACGUUUUCACUAAGUAUUACUCAAAACAAGACAUUAAAAAGAUUCAAAGAGAGAGAACCCAGUGCACUACUGCACUGUACAUGCAAGAAAGAGAAAUUAUAAAGCUGUCCCAAGUUGGAGGCAGUGAAGUUGUGAAUAUGUUUUUUCGUUUGAUAUUCAUGUUUUUAUAUUAUUUCCGAAGGAGGAUUUUUA